Nasonia vitripennis (jewel wasp) is the source of this 11391-nucleotide messenger RNA. RefSeq lists its product as uncharacterized. NCBI's taxonomy places the organism in Eukaryota, Metazoa, Arthropoda, Insecta, Hymenoptera, Pteromalidae. Gene Ontology annotation, molecular function: guanyl-nucleotide exchange factor activity. Bases 1436 to 6139 code for a protein of 1567 amino acids. Gene Ontology annotation, biological process: positive regulation of GTPase activity; Ras protein signal transduction. The record is from RefSeq and is a predicted model, not a curated record. Gene Ontology annotation, cellular component: plasma membrane. The transcript is spliced from 14 exons.
GGACGCGACCGGGGCUCGCGCUCGGCCUCCAGGACACUCAGGCUUGACUCUCGGUGCGGCUACUGCAGCAGUUAUUCGAGCGCGUCGUUCGAGCGUCCCAGGAAUCGGAUCGGCUUGUGCGAGAGGAGGGGGUGGUGGUGCUGCUGCGUGGGGUCGCUCCGCGGGGGCGUGGGUCGAUUCUCCCCGACGAUUGUUGCUCCGCACGUGCGAAAAACCAUGUGUCGUCGGCGACUCACGUGCGUCACACCCUAGGCCAUAUCGCAGCGUGUCGAGAAGGAGAGCCAGACAGGCCGGCCUUGCGGGAUUCCCGGCUGCCGCCGCCGCUUUCGUCUCGCUCUCUCCCUCCCGGUGGAGCUUGUGACGAUAAAAAGCCGCCGCCGCCGCCGCCAGCAGUGCCGUACACGUGGCCCGCGACACCCCCAUAGCUGCUCUGCACGUCAGACGACAACAAGUGGAUCUCGCGCUGCUGCCGUGGCUGUGCUGCAGGUGACGCGAUAAAAAGCGAAAGGAGUCGUCGUGCAGCCAGACAAGCCCCGCCCGUCUGUCCGAGUCGUCCUCCACCAGCUGCGCCUACUCCCGAUGUAGGCGCUGCGCCCGCUGCAAGCUCUGGUCCGUAGCGACGCUGCGCGCGAUCCGGUGAGAGUGACAGUGAAGGUGAAGCACAAGAAGCGAAAGUGGAGUCACGUGGUCUCUGGUGGAACAACAGAGUGCCGCCGAUGCUGUGCUGUGAAGUGCGUGUGGUAGAGUGCGCGGGUCUCCCAUCGCGAAUGAGAGAGAAAGAGAGAGAGGGAAGAAAGCUGCCAGAGGGAACCACACCUUGCUUGCCAGCAGCAGGAGGCUAUAGGCUCAGCAUGGGAUCAGCGUUGACGUAGUCGCGCUCUCUGACGUACACUCGCACUCGCGCGCGCAGCGCGUAUACUCAGCGCAGGAGGAGAAGGAGGUGAGAAGGUAAACUCGUUCGGGCGUGGCUCGCGCUUAAUUGAAAGCCACGCGCGAACAUAAAGCAGCGGAGGAAAGAAGAACGGCGAAUGGAGCCCCGCUGAAAUUGGAUCGGGCCGCGGGGACGACGAUGGCAGGACGGCGACUCCCGGAUUAUGGAUCGUCGCAUGGCCCGACCACGGUUACUCAGCAGCGGUGACGAUCGGCCGCCUGUGUAUACACUAGAGCCUAAGAUAUUCUCGUCAGGCCUGCAACGGAGAGCCUAAGAGCAUUUUUAGAAGUCCUUUUUUAGACGAGCUUACAAGUCCAGGAUACACGUCCCCGUUUUUUAGCGCGUAGUCACCCAGUCAAUUACUAUAGAUGUCCCUGGCGGUGGCGAUCGUAGCGCUGCAGAGGCGCCGUGAAUUCCGCACCGCCAGUCCCCAGUAAACCCGUCACGGUGUGUGGUCUGGGGCGCAUUCUCGGCUACAUCGGCGCCAGGCCGGUGGGCGCCGCCAUGUCGUCCCAACAGCAGCAGCAGCAGUCCGGCUCGGGUUUCGGCAUCGACGGCAAGCCGGAGGAGGGCAGUCGACAAAAUGGCCGCGCAUCGGCUGACAUCAUGGCGGACGUCGCAAAGGCGGACAUGUCCAACGGCUUCGAGCGUCGCUCGUCCAGCCAGACUCGACAGCAGCCAGCGGAGAAGGAGUCCAACGCCAAGAACGAGCAGCAGAACAAUCACCACCACAGCCAUCAGCAGCAGCAGCAGCACUUGGAGGAGCGACCGGCGUCGGUGCCGGUGCUCCUGACUCACCAGCCCUACCACGACAACAUCGUGAUCGACAGGCUGCAGUUCGUCCAGCAGGGCGGGGCUCAGCCGAUACCGGUCCACGCGACCGCACAGUACGCCCCGGAGUACGUGAUCGCCGCGCCCGCGGACUCCUUGCAGUACUCGCAGAUCCACGGCGCCGUGUACAACGCCCAGGGACAGUACGUCUCCAGGGAUCCCAGCUUCAGGGACUCGGCCCUCUACACUCAGAUAGCACCCCAGGGUGCCACCUACGUCCAGCAGGCGCCCAGCGGACAGCCUCCGACGUACUACGCCAGCAAGGGCAUGUCGGCCCAGCCGGUCGCCGGGGGCUACGUUCACUUCGCCCCGCAGAUCCACUACAGCCAGUAUCCCCAGACGGUCAUGAACACGGCGCCCUACGGCUCCCAGAAGAGCAUGUACCCGCCGCCGCCGCAGUAUAGCCAGCAGCCACCUCAGCAAACCGUCUCGGCCCAGCACUCGCCGAACCCGCAGAGGUUCUCCCACGAGCUGUCGCAGUACCAGGCCCAGCCGAUCAUUCAACCCAUCGCCAAGAACGUCGGCGGCCACAGCGCUCCGGCGCCACCCGAGAGACCGUCGCGAGGCCCUAAACCCAUGGUCCCGCCUCGCAUCAACUCCAAGAUCACCCACGAGUCCGGACACCGCAAGUCCGCGAGCGUGGAUGUUCCGAAUGCGCAGAAAUCAAAAGGCUCGGCGGAGGGCAGCAACGGGAACGAGCAAGGAAGCCAGCAGCAGACGACCCAGGAGUCUCAGCAAGGGGACAGUCGCUUUGUCCAGGUUACCGUCAAUCAGAGCCCGCGUACUCGCCAAGACGGAUUGUUCAUCGACGCGAAUGGAGAACCGUUGAAAGAUCAGUCGCAGCCGCAGCAGCAGCAGCAACAGCAAAGCGGCAACAGCGAGGCGAGUGACGACUGCGGAAUCUACGUAUCAAGACCGGAGCACCGCAAGUCCGUUUCGGUCGACGUGACCAGCAGUUUCCAGCGUCGCAACGACACCAUCACCUUUACGUUUCCGGGCGAUGGAGCCGCCAACGCCCAGCCCCAGCAGGAAGCUCCGAUCCUGCUGACCGCCCGUAAACCCGUGCAAGUCGCUGCCACUAAUGCGCCGGAUAACAACAAACCCGUGCUAGAAGUGAAUUCGGCUCCGGUCUUUCCACCGGAGCAGCAGCAACAGCAGCGCAGGAUUGACGUCAACGCGGCCAUGCGGAUGUCGCCCAUGCCGGUCCUGCCAGCGCUGUCCGUGGUGCCCAAGGGCAUCCUGGUCAGCGGCGAGCGCAAGUCCGUCGAGUGGAGCAGUCUCAGCCCGAACCAGCGCAUCGUCGUGCCGCAGGAGAACCGGCGCUCGGACUACUUCGAGGAGCACCGCCGGUCGCCCAUGACGGUGGACGGCAAGCGUUUCGAGGAGAUCCGCAGAUCGCCGAUGGCGUUCGUACCGAUCAGGGACGCCAAUCCGGCCGAGCGCAUCAAUCAAAAGAGCCCGAACAACCUGGCCAACCAGGCCUUCGAGAAGACGCGGGCCGAGCUGGCCAUGUGGGCGGAGCAGCGUCAGCGGCAGGAGAUCGAGAGCAGGAUCUCGAUGCAGGGCCGCGAGAUGUUCACCACGAGUCCUCGCUCGCGCAACCCGUCCGAGGAGAGGCGGCCGGACAGCAGGAGCUACAUACAGGUGGACAAGGAGACGCGCAUGGCGGUGCCGUCGUCCGCGUUCCAGCCCAUCGCCAACAUCACUCCCAGCUCGAUCAUGGAGCAGCGGCGUCACCUGCGUCACGUCAGCGCGGACCUCACCAAGCACAUGGAUCUCACGCGCAAGGAGUUCGACGACCAGCACCUGACCGGCUCGGUCAUCAACCUCGGCACCACAGCCACCUCGACGGCCACGGCCAACGUCAUGUCGCAGCGAGCCAGUCCCAGUCCCAACAUCUGCUUCCAGUACCCGGCGCUGAGCGAGGCCAAGCUGGACACCAAGAUGGCGCUGAGCAUCGUGACGGACUUCAACGAGCCGGCGUCGAAGCCCCUGGAGCAGGUGGACCACAUAAUCCACAGCCACCGCAAGAGCCAGAACCAUCCGCAGAACAUCCUGAGCAUCGCGGGCAAGGGCCACGAGAACUCGCAGAACCACUCGGAGCAGGCGAACGACAAGUCAGAGGGCCAGCCGUCGCACAGCCAGCAGAUCCUGCACAACCAGCAGAGCAUCGACUUCAUCUCGGAGAAGCUCAGCCAGUGCGAGCGCCAGCAGAGCGACCUCCAGGCCAAGCUCCAAAGCCUGCAGAGCCAGAACGAGAUCCUGGACAAGGUCGCCCAGUACCAGUACCAGCAGAACGACCUGCAGACGCGCAUGCACAGCCUGCAGCUCCAGAGCCAGAUCGCCGAGAAGCUCAGCCAGAAGCAGAGCUCCGAGUUCUCGCAGUCGAGCUCGCACAGUAGCAGCGACCAGGAACAGACGAACAAGGUCAUCCUGAACCAGUGCAUCAACGCCUCGAGGCAGCUCUACGGCCAGCCUCUGCUCACCACGGUCCCGCCCCAGAUGCACGCGAGCUACAUCAGCGAGCGCGUCUCGCCCAGGCUGCAGUUCCAGGAGGACUCUGACUGCGACUCGAUGCAGAUACCGAGCAUCUCGCAAAUGCCGCUGCCCAGUCUCACGCAGUUCGACAGGGCGGACGUGCUGAGCAGGGGCUCGUACACGCAGCUCCAGCAGCGCGGAGACAAUCUCGACAGCAUCCCCUGCUCGCAGAUGAGCCUGGCAUCUCUGGGGAGCCUCAACUUCACCGGGACGCUGAAGAAGGUGCCGCCCGAGAAACCACCGAGGACCUCGCUGAUUGUCCAGUCGCCCGACACCGAGAGCAACCGGAGCCAGCCAGCCAUAGGACUGAAGCACACGUCAAAGGCGCGGCCGACGAUCUUCGGUACGGUGGCAUCGGACCUAAAUCCCAAGGACGGCAACAGUCGCAGGAGCCUGCCGCAGACGCCGGCCGGAAGUUUAGCAGCUAAGGCCGGCAGCAGCGGAGUGGGCGGAGCUGGUAUGGUCAACGGAUCCGGCGCCAAUCAUCCGGACGCCCGAGACGCCGCGGCCAUUAGCGCCGAGCAACACGAGCUGGUCUAUCGGGACGGAAAUCUGGUGUCCGGUUCGUUAGACGCCCUGGUGCAGCACAUGGUGCCGACCGAGGAGUACUACCCGGAUCGGGCUUACCUGUUCGCCUUUCUGCUGAGCGCCCGGCUCUUCAUCAAACCCCACGAGCUACUCGGCGAGGUCUGCGCGCUCUGCGAGCAUCAGCAGAAUCUCAACGGCGAGGGCGGCAAGGAGCGACUGCACCGGUUCGUGCCACGGCUGGUACAGCUACUGGCCGAGUGGACGGAGACCUUCCCGUACGACUUUCGGGACGAGCGGGUGAUGGGCCACGUCAGGUCCAUAACGCAGAAGGUCGCGAACGUCGACGCCGCGGCGAGGCAGGAGGUCUCGGUGCUGCUACAGAACUUACUCCUGAAGCUGACGGCCCUCGAGAGAUACGAGGAGGCGCUACAGAGGCUCGCCACCGAGGCCAAUACCGAGCAGCUCACUCAGGUCGACGUGACGGAGCUGUGCCCCUCGGCGACGGUGUUGGCGCAACAAUUGACCCACGUCGAGCUCGAGCGACUCUCCUACAUCGGCCCCGAGGAGUUUGUCCAGGCUUUCGCCAAGGAAUCGCCGCACCUGGAGACGUCCUUCAAGGACAUGAAGAAGACGCGCAAUCUCGAGUCCUACGUGCAGUGGUUCAACAGGCUCAGCUACUUCGUGGCGACGGAGGUUUGCAAGCACGCGAAGAAGAAGCAGCGGGUCCGGGUGGUCGAGUACUGGAUCGAGACGGCCCGCGAGUGCUUCAACAUUGGCAACUUCAACUCGCUCAUGGCGAUCAUCGCUGGACUGAACAUGUCGCCGAUAUCGCGGUUGAAGAAGACCUGGUCGAAGGUGCAGUCGGCCAAGUUCUCGAUACUGGAGCACCAGAUGGACCCGAGCAGUAACUUCAGCAGCUACCGGAGCACCCUGAAGGCGGCGAUGUGGCGUAGCGCCGGCGCUACGGACGAGAGGCAGCGCAUCGUCGUGCCCUUCUUCAGUCUGCUCGUCAAGGACCUCUACUUCCUCAACGAGGGCUGCAGUAACAAACUGCCCAACGGCCACAUCAACUUUGAAAAGUUCUGGCAACUGGCCAAGCAGGUGACGGAGUUCAUAGCCUGGAAGCAGGUGGCCUGCCCCUUCGAGAAGAAUCCGAGGGUCAUCGCCUUCAUCCAGGCCAGCCCUGUACUUACGGAAAACGCUUUGGCACUGGCGUCCUUCGAUUGCGAGCCACCCGACAACAACCACGAGAAGGACAGAUACAAAUUAUUAAAAGCGAUUUUCUCUGCGUGUCCCGUAGAUCCGAGCUAAGCAGCCAGUGAAAAUUCGCCUACCCGACAGCCUGCGGCGGCAACUACUGGGAGAGGUACUGAAGGAGAGAAGAGGCUGUGGAGGAAAGAUGAUAAAAAAAAAACACCAGCGAGAGCGAAGAGAGUUCGCGUGCGUCGCAAAGACAACGACAAGCGCCCCGUCAUCGUGAAUAAUAUUUCAGCGGCGAAUCGAAAAAGGGAGGCUUGAGUCGCGCCGCCGUCGUCGUCGUCGAGUGCACCCAAGGAGAAAAGCAGCCGCAGAGAGACGCGAUGAAUUUUCCGGGCGUGGAUCAUUGUCAGCGUAAUUUAUUUAUUUAUUCUCAUUUUUCGUUUUCAAAACCAUUCGCGCGGUUUAUUAAAAUUUAAUGCGUGCGCGUUUAAGCUGAAAGCCGAAUGUAAGAGAGCACUUGAGGGAAAAUCUUACACGUAUAAUCUCCGGCGAAAACAGCCAAAUGACUUUAGAAUCUCUCCGCGAGAAAAAAAAUUCGCCUCGACGACGACGAGGACGACGACGAUCGGAAAGUUCGCGCGAGAGGAGAAAAAAGAAGACGACGAGGGGCGAAAAAAGAACGCCUCCGAACAGCCCCUUAAAGAGUUUCCGGGGACUUUCUUCGCCCCCCGUGCGUCGCGGAUUAUGUAGCCUAUAUGUGUUUAUAUAAGUAUAUACGCGCUGGGAUAUAGUACGCGUAUAUCUCGCUAUAUAUACGCGACGAGCGCUCCCUGCGCUGCAGAGUCGAGGGCACUUGCAAACUACUCCGCGGAGAGUUCAGAAUGCACGUUCCAUCCGCAUAUUGGACUUUUUUUGAUACACAGGGUUUUCAUUUUGUCUCUCUUGGUCGACGACUUUUUUUCGAGGAGCGGGGCUUUUGCCGGAGGUUAGUCGGCCGAUUUUUUUGAGUUUUUAUACUGUUUUUAAGCGCGCAUUUCAUACGAAAUUUUGUACACUUUGUCCACGGAAUUUCGUUCAAGGGUCCGCGAUGAAAUUUAAGAGCCAACGUCGUCGUAUGUCGAUGUACGGAACACAAAAGUCAAUUGAAACCUGCCAAAACGCAGCAGCAGCCGAAUCUCCAAAACUCUCGAAUAAAUAUACACAUACACACACGUCCGCGCGGACAAGACAAACACAGCCGCGACUUGGUAAACAAGCGCGAGACUCCGGUAUUUCAUUCCCGCGUCAAUAAGACUCUCUCGCGUAUACACUUCGAUCGUAGCUCUCGCGCGCGCACAGCCGAAGCUGCUUUAUAAAGAGCCGAAGGGACGACGCGGAAGCGAAAGCACUCCUCAAAGAGGGACCAAAACAGCGCAAACACUGAGCGUAUUACACGCAUUCUCGGUGCAUACGGAACCGGAGAGCCAAAGAGGCCAGAGAGAGAGAGAGAGAGAGAGAGAGAGAGAGAGAGAGAUGGGACAGCAGAUGUGUGCAAGCGCGUAUAUAGUGCACGGGUAAUAAGCAAGGGGAGGAAUGCGAAAAAUGAAGAUUCCGCCGAGACGUUUCGAGUCACGGGAAAAUUGCUGAUUCGCUAUCAAGGGUGUCGAGUGGAUUUUACGUAGAAAUUGCUUGCGCUUAUUUACCAUCGAUUUUUCCGAUGCGUUUCAUCAUCGUUCUCGAAUCGCCAGAUUUUUUACAACGACGCGUUACACAGUUCUUUUUCCAUCAAUUUUUUCAUUUCGAGACGAACUUAACCCCGAUGGAGACGGAAGAAGAGAAAAACGUCGCGGUUUCAAUGUAAAUAGCAAGUAUAUAAACAAGUACGUGUAUUUCCCUUUUGAGCAUUUUUGUGCCGCGCAACACGCCAGAGAUAGUGAACGAAAUCCUUUCUGACGAAUCUUUGUAGAGCGCGCGUUUCCUCACUGGAGCGAAUUAACCCUUGAUACGAGAAUUUUUUAUCCGCGAAAACACGAUUUAAAUAUCAGGCUCGAGGAGAUGGAACGCAGCGCUCGCUUGACAAAAUAAAAAUGUGCGUUCGAGCUUCCAUUUGUUCGUCUAUCUUUGUGCAUCGUUAUGCUAACUCGAGACACCAAGAUAUUCAACGGUAUACAUACGGCCCUGAAUAUUAGUUCAGGACUCAAUCUCGUACUGCCAUGACAACGAAAGUGCGUGUAAAAUUUUACUUUCUAUGCAAACUAAACGUCAGUAUUAUAUAUACUCUUCCUCGUAAUAAAACCUUAUUCUUCCGAGAAAAAGCCCGACUACUGCAGCUGCGUUCCAUCUCGCCGCCGGCGAAGCGGGGGAAAUUACCAUUUCCCCUGCAACAACUAACGCGACAAUUUAUUUACAAAUAUAUUAUACCAAUACAUACACGAUAUACGUAUAUAAUUUAUAAAGUGCGAUCGAACCGGUUCUUUUUUUUUUUAAACAAUACGUGCAUGUAUACCCUGUAUUAUUACUGUAACUUGUGUUAAGUACCUGUCCGAGAAAUUAUUACUACUAAACGUAUAUACCCGUGUGGGUCUCUCUAUGUGUAUGUGUGCGUGUACCUCACAUAGAUGCGAAGAUGAAGAUGUCAAUACGUUGAUGUAAAUAGGAAAUUUUGUAAAUAAUUACUAAUACUAUAUAAGUAACGAGAAAACCUUUGUAAGCGAUCCAUGAGAUACAUAUAUAAAAUACGUCGUACCCUUAGACCGUAAGUAUGUCGAUUUCGUAUGCAUGAGAGAUUAGGAAAAAAAAAACAAACAAAGAACGUACUGCAUGCGUAUCGAACAAAAAAAAAAAAAUCGUGACGACCACUUCGAGUACUUGCUUUCACAUCUAGUCACUAGUCAUUAGUUCUAGUCUAGCUUAUAUGCUGCGGAUUUCGGACCGUUUUUCGAAUCACAACGAGGCGAGUGAGCGAGUAUAUAUAAUUAUAAAUGCACGCGAAGCGAUGAUUCACGCGUUUACGUUGCGGCUUUUGAGAGGUUUUUAUUAUUAUGUACUUUUUGCGUGCGAAUGACAUUCCAAGUGCGACUGAGAGGAAAUGAGCAAAUGCUGUAGCGAAAUUAUCAUCCGCGGAUUGUGAAAUGUUCUCUUUACGAGCGUUGCGAAGGACAUUGAGGAUUAUCAUCUAUUUUUCGUUAUGCGUUCCAAAUUUAAAUUCAACAUUUUGAAUGUCCCUCGCAACCGACGAACAUUGCAUUUUCCAUAAUCAUUGUCAUACACACACAUCACUGUAAUACAUAUGUACGAUAAAUUUCUUAACCCGUCCUCUCGUGUACAUUACCGCAUCUGUAUCGAAGAAAAAAAGCAACAGUCGAAGUGUCUAAAUCUUAUCCUGACAUAUUAUCUACGUUAUACACACACACACACACACACACUUCGACGUGCGAAAAAUCAAUUAUAGAAACAAAAAAGGACACACAGCCUUUUUCAUAUGGUGUAAUGAUGUGCGAGGCGCGAUAACACGGUGUAAGAAUAAAAUAAAUAAAAUCAAGCCGUAAUAUAUCAUGUAACGAAAGUUGGCUCGAUGUCAUCUCGUAAUUGUGCAUUAUUCGGCAGUUCACAGUUAAUAAUUUUGGAACUAAGGUUGCACGUGUGUACGCACACGUGAACCUAACAAAUUCAUGACCUCGCGCACAAGACGCAGAUCGACUAUAAGCAAAGCUAUCAGUAUUAAAACUAAGGAAUCGUCUAUUCUAAAUGCAAAUAAAAAAAAAAUUAUUACUGUGACCUAAUGUAGUACUAACCAAUCUAAAUAUGUGUGUGUAAUUAACAACUCAAACUCUUCUUGGCACUAUUCAGUAUAAUUCUAUCGGUACUAAAGGCAAGGAAAGCAUCCUCAUCGGUUGCUCGCGAUCAUUUUCGACCUGUCAACUCGUCAUUCUACUGUCGCAUCACAAAACUUAAUCAUAUACGAGUUGUAUACCGUCGAAGACGCAAUUUUUGCACAGUUUCACGAUCCAUACUUCAAUUCGCGCAGUCUUGAUUCAAGCAUAUCGCAUAUAUCGAAGAAAAAUUUACUUCUUAUCAUCCUUCGCCGUCGUAGAAUAACGAACUUACAGGAUAACUAUGGACAGAGCGCGUUUCUUACACCGUCGACGCCGAGUAUUAUUUCUCGUGUACAAUAUUGUAUUUACUUACUCGUAUGUAAUACACACAACACCGCACGAUUAGAGGAAAGUCGUCGUAAAUAAAAGGAAAAAAAUCAGCAGCAGCAGCAAUAGUUUUAGGGAAAUCGAGCGUGCGCCGUCCGAACUCGUUCGAAGAGCACACGCGAUCCUCGAUCUUCGAAAAAGAAGUGUCUCGAGCGAGCUCGGCUCGCGGAUGACAAAAAACUAAGUAGUUAGUAUUAAGGGUAGUGGUAGUUACGUAGUAUUAAAAGAAACUACAGAAGAGCAGCAGCGACAAGAAUAUUUAUAAUAAAAACAAGACAAAAUGUAAUCGAAACGAGCACAGCGUGUAACGCAAUAAAGAUGAAUGAAAAAGAAAAUAUAUAGCUGAAAAGUCAAAAAUAAGAAAUCUAACGAGAGAUGCGUUCGUUCUUUUCUUUAGUAUACUUAUAUACAUCAUAUGUAUCGGUAUUUAUUUGUUCGUGACUUUUCGUUGAAAUAGAGAAAGAUCUAUGAUAUACAUAUACUUUAUAUCGCACCGCGCGACAUUUAUAUAUAAAGCGUAUUACGAUAUAAACGAAGUACCCGCCGUGCGUUUUUAUUACGUUAAUCAUACGAAUAUAACGUAUAAUUGUAUAACGAUUUUCAUUUCCCGACAUUCCGUUGAUCGAACUAUACUGUGACUGUGAGUUGUACUACUACUGAUGAACCUCGCAACGUGUAUCGAUGCAAAAAAGAUGGAAAAGAUAAGAAAAAAGAACGAAUUGUUGUUAUUAUAUGCGACGAUGACGAUAAUGAAUUUCCAUGGAAACAUGCAAGGGAAAAUGAUACGAGAGAAAAUUACGACAAGGGAGAGACCACCAAACAAUUGUUGCGUAUGUAUUAUCAAAGUGUAUAAGCAUAAUGUAUGAUCUUUUUUAAUUGUCAGCAUGAUUCGUCCUUUGUAAAUUCGGCAAUAUUUUCUAUGAUUUUAUACUAAUUGCAAAAUAUACUUAUAUACGCGUAUGUGAAACUGCGCAUCGCAUCGUACCGAUAUGAAUACGAGAAAAUGAUAUAAAGACGAGAUUCAGAUUAUUGUAACAUGUACAUAGUAUAACAUGAGAUACACAAGAGUAAACGAGCAGCCAUUACACCCCAGGAUGGACUGUAGAUGCGAGUGUUGGCACACAUCAUAUGUAUGAAAUAUACAAGAAAUUUCAAGGAAAAAUACAUAGAUUUAAAAAUAGA